AUGAACAACUAUUUCCCUCUUCUCAAGUCUUUAAGUCUAUAUGGUGUGCGGCUCUCUAUAGAAUCGUUCUACUUCUUUUCGCUUAACUUCCCUUGCCUUGAAUGUCUAUCCUUUAAACAUUGUUAUGGCUUUGUGGAAUUUGAGUUGUCCCACCGUUCGGUCAAGGAAUUGGAAAUCACGGCUGAGGAACCGUUAAACAGGGUUGCUAUUGAUGUGCCAAGCAUAGUCAUGUUUAAGUAUGAAGGUUGUUGUGUUCCCGAAUCAUUUUCUUUCAUGACAAAUUCCAAAAAGUGGAAAUCGGAUAUAACCUUGCCGCCUGAUUAUUUUUACAAUGAGAACUCACCAAGGUUGGGCAAAGUAGGUCAACUACUCAGGGCAGUAAGCGGAUCCGAAAUCUCUCUAGAUAUUGGGGAGUUCGAUCUAUCUCCACAGUUUGUGCCGGUUUUUAUGGACAAUAUAUUUUGCAUUUGUCGUCUGCGAAUUAUACAAUGGUCUCAUCUUGUUAGACCUGAAUACAUGUAUAUGCUCUACGAAACUUUAAAGCAUAUGUGCAUGUUCCUCGGGAUGGAAAUGGGAGAAUUUGUAAGUGUCCGUCAUUGGCGUCGACAAGAUCUUGAGAAAAUAACAUUUGAAACUUCUGAUGACAACGAGGAAAAAUGGCAUCCUAUCGUUGAGAGAAGUUGGUCCGAAUUUCGGGAUGCAUUAUCAGUCAGAAUUCUGCGCUUGAAGCACCGAAUGCGCUUUCGACUCACUUGGAGAGAAUAA
Molecule: messenger RNA, 765 nt
Organism: Striga hermonthica
Lineage: Eukaryota; Viridiplantae; Streptophyta; Magnoliopsida; Lamiales; Orobanchaceae
Source: the annotation of a GenBank genome assembly